AUGGAUAGUUCAGUGAUAAACAUCGAUAAUAGAUCGAGCAGUUUACUUGCAAGCAGUUCAUUAUUAAACAACUGUGAAACACUUCGUAUUCAUCCAAUUUCAGAUAUAUUUGAUCCUACGAAAAAUUAUGUUGGCUUAAUUAGCUAUUUAAAUGGAGAUAUUUAUAUAAAACAAUCAGAUUGGAUUUCGAACAAUAUGGAACAACGGAGACAACGACGUGGUGGUCUAUAUCUUCAUGGUCGAUUAUAUUAUUUUAUCUACAGACGUUGGAGAGUGCGAAACACAGCAUUUAUUGGAGGUGGAUUUUCAUAUCUGGAUGGCGUGUGGAAAUUUAUCUCUAGAACAUUGAAUACAAUGAACAACGAUGAACGAUUAAAUAAAUUUGAACAAAAAGUCUUACAAGUGGUAAUUGAUACUCUAUAUAUCAAUCAUCGAUGGUUAGAAAUGCCUUGUGACCAUCGUAUCGAUUGUCAAAGUUUAGCUGUGAUGGAACGAGACAAAACGUACAUUUCCAAAGCUCAUCCUUCGAAUAUUAAUGUCAGCAGAAAACUUCAUGGUACGAUAAAAUGGUUGAAUCAUGAACGGUGUCGUCUUGGAUUUAUUGAAUGUAUUGGUCUUGAUAGAGAUUUUUAUAUCCAUUCUACAGGCAUACUAAAAUGUCGUUCAUUUUCGUGUUCUGGCAAACAUGUUGAAUUUAAUAUUAUACAAGAAGGUCAUAGCUGGAAAGCGAUAAAUAUAACCACCAUUUGGCCUUAG
This is a messenger RNA of Rotaria sordida, 756 nucleotides long. NCBI's taxonomy places the organism in Eukaryota, Metazoa, Rotifera, Eurotatoria, Philodinida, Philodinidae. The record is from the annotation of a GenBank genome assembly.